This is a messenger RNA of Colletotrichum aenigma, 351 nucleotides long. RefSeq lists its product as uncharacterized. The transcript is spliced from 4 exons. The record is from RefSeq and is a predicted model, not a curated record. Gene Ontology annotation, biological process: protein insertion into ER membrane. Gene Ontology annotation, cellular component: endoplasmic reticulum membrane. The coding region runs from base 1 to 351 and encodes 116 amino acids. Gene Ontology annotation, molecular function: protein folding chaperone. Lineage: Eukaryota; Fungi; Ascomycota; Sordariomycetes; Glomerellales; Glomerellaceae.
AUGGCGAGCAAGAGGGAUAUGCGCCGGCCGGACCUGAUCGUCCCCUACCAGGAGCCCCGAGCCAAGGGCGAGAACGCCGAGUUCUCCUCGACGCUGUCGUCCACGCUGCCCAUGGCCGCGAUGCUCACGCGCAACAAGUUCAUCGGAUGGGCCUCCGUCGUCUUUUCCGUGCAGACCUGGCUCGGCGAGAGCGAGGAGACGAAGAAGAGCUCCGCGACGCCGGGAUAUUUCUCCGUCGGCAUGUCAGUUAUGGCCCUGGCCGUCACCUAUCUCCCCAUGUUCCUCCCCCCGCCCGUCCAGCGCGGCGCCGCCACCGGUACUGGGCCCGCUGCCCCCGUGCCCCCUGCGUAG